Dioscorea cayenensis subsp. rotundata (Guinea yam) is the source of this 1868-nucleotide messenger RNA. RefSeq lists its product as uncharacterized. NCBI's taxonomy places the organism in Eukaryota, Viridiplantae, Streptophyta, Magnoliopsida, Dioscoreales, Dioscoreaceae. The coding region runs from base 145 to 1722 and encodes 525 amino acids. The record is from RefSeq and is a predicted model, not a curated record. The transcript is spliced from 10 exons.
UAUCUCACGUGUGACCGUGGACCGAACUGGAUAACUCCUCUCUCUCUCUCUCUCUUUCUUCAAUGUUCUCCUCCUCUCGCCCAUCCCCAGGUUCCGGUCCCGAAGCAACCCUUGUCUCCAUGUCUCCAUGGGUCGAUUAUAUAAAUGGAAAAGAUUUGCUCAGACGAGAAAUUGUCAUCUGCCGCUUAUGAUGUACAAAGUGAAUUCUUAAGUGAAGCCUGUGGCAGUGUAUUUGUUGAAGUUAUGGAUUUUUCAUUGGUUCAGAUACUUACUUUGACGUCAUAUGUUAGUCGCAGUUUCAUUCGUUUUAUUGAGAAUCUUAUGUUCAGGGAUGCUGAAAAGCACUCACAAUAUUCAAAUGUUUCUUCAUCCCAAUGCUAUGGAAGGCAUUUUCAGACAAUCUAUCAGGCUGCUGUUGAUUGCCCAAUGCUUUCAAAGUCCUCAUAUACUAGAGCCAAGCUUCUUGAACAUGAGAGGGAGUUGCAGAGCCAAAAGGAGAACAUUUUUGUAAACAAAAUUUCUCAUAUAUUACCAAUAGAGACAACUUGCUUCUUCAUUAGACAAGGGGUUGCUCUCUCAUGUCAUUUCCUAAACCUGGGGAGGAGAUUAACGUCAGCUUGUUGGAGAACUUCAUGUGCUUAUUUCAAAUGUAUUUGUACACAAGUGCAAGGGUUCCUAAGUCGUGUGAGACGAACUCUACAAGGGUCUUCUCAUGAUAUUGGGUGGCUGCAGAGAACUGAAGGAUUGCCUCCAACAGAGGAUGGUACUAUCAGAUUCAUGGAGCUUCUUCAUGAUAUCAGAAAUGGUGAACAUUGUCUGCCUAACACUUUGAUUUAUUUAUUGAUUCCUGGCCUAUUUAGCAACCAUAGUCCUCUAUAUUUCGUUAAUACCAAGAAGUUCUUUUCAAAGAUGGGCCUUGCUUGCCAUAUUGCCAAGAUUCAUAGCGAGUCAUCAGUGGAGAAAAAUGCUUGGGAACUAAAGCAAUACAUUGAGGAGCUAUACUGGGGAUCCGGAAAGCGAGUAUUGCUUCUUGGCCAUAGCAAAGGUGGAGUUGAUGCAGCUGCGGCACUGUCUCUUUACUGGGCUGACCUGAAAGACAAGGUUGCUGGUCUAGCAUUAGUUCAGAGCCCGUAUGGCGGCAGUCCCAUUGCUUCAGAUAUUCUUCGCGAAGGCCAGGUUGCCGACAAGGAAGCCCGGCGAAUUAUGGAGCUCAUUAUAUGCAAACUGAUAAAGGGUGACAUGCGGGCACUUGAAGAUCUCACAUACGAAAAGCGAAAGGACUUCAUUGAGAAACACAGUCUUCCCGCGGAUCAGCUCCCUCUAAUUUCCUUCCACACUGAAGCAAGCACGGCCCCCAGUGUUCUAGCCACAAUGUCUCACAUAGCACAUGCCGAGCUCCCAUGGCUUCCACUCCCACAAUUCUGUUCUGAAGAUGAGAUUGAGUCCGGCCGCAGGGUGCCUGUCGUCAUCCCUAUAGCUGCCGCAAUGGCAGUCAGCGCAUUGCACCUAUGGCUGCGGUACGGUGAAGCUAGUGAUGGGCUUGUUACACGUUGUGAUGCUGAGGUCCCGGGAUCAGUUGUUGUGAAACCUGACCGGAAGCUGGAUCAUGCAUGGAUGGUUUGCUCCUCACUGAGAAAGGACCAGUCUGAAGCUGAUGCUAGUGAAAUGUGUGAGGCCCUGUUGACCAUGCUUGUGGAGAGAUGGAAGAUGAAACAAGCUUGAAUAUAUCUGGUUAAUUGUUUGAAAUAUUUCAUACAUUCCUGCUAGAGAUUAUGGGUUGAUGAUCAGCUUUGAAUGUGACAGUUGUUGUUAUUGUUGUUGUUGUUUAAGUGAUUUAAACCAUUUUCUCACAGCUCAGAUUUUCAAUA